GAGUAGAAAGUAACCCAGGUUCCCUGUGGCAUCCAUAUUCAGAAACGCUUCCAUCAAGAAAGAUGGCAUCAAGGGUUGGAACUACUGGGGAAUGAAGGAACUAAACAUUUCUUCUGGGUGAUUCAGAAGGCUCAGCAGAGCUUUGAUAGGCAGCUUUCUGUCAAAGGCUUUGUAUGGGUAAAAGAACAAUAGAACUUUUGUGUUUACUUACGUGUGGAAUACAAAAGGCAGCACAGGCCCUGGUUUCAUGUGCUUCUGUAUUCCUGAGAUGAAAUUUAAUAGCUGUCCUUGCACGUGAACUUCACGAACGCUCUGCUGAGUCUCAGAAACACACUGUGCUGCUAUCCACAUUACCACCGUGGCCUCAAGGCUUCUUCACAGUCCCAGGGAGCUGCCAGUCAUAAGAGGAGCCUCCAUUAUGUUAGCCAUUUUCAAUACUUGUUUCCUACCUGUCUUGUUCCCGCUGUAGUAUUUGGUACAUGACAAGAGCUCAAUGAAUGUCUGCUCCGAGGCUGGUGGGUUCGAACCCGUCCCCAGCCUGCUAAACAACAACAAAAAAAGCCGGGCGUUGUGGCGGGCGCCUGUAGUCGCCGCUACUAGUUGGACUGAGGCAAGAGAAUCGCUUGAACCCAACAGUUUGAGGUUGCUGUUAGCUAUAACGCCACAGCACUCUACCGAGGGUGACAAAGUUAGACUCUGUCUCAAUAAAAAAAAAGGAAAAAUCAAUGUCUGUGGAGUGAACGGGCAUCCCCCACCCCUUUUCACCAAUGGAAAACUGCGCCAGAGAAGGCGAAUCGCCCAAAGUCACUCCUUGCGUUUUAAGGCAGGGCGGCGACUAGCGCAGAGGGCUCUUAAACUGCUCUCCACUCACUUGUUCCAAAUCCUACGCCUUCACUUCUCCAGCUAAGAAAAAUAAAAGGAAUAGCUACGCGACCUCUGUGCCGCGAGUAACCAAGAGAGAGAACCAAGAACCGGCUCUUCCAACGCCAAACGCCCCAGAGGGCCGGGUACUGCCACGUGACCACAACGGCCGUAACUGUCACGUGACCCGCGACCGAGCUGUGGCGCACGCGCAGUAAACUUCUCCCCACAUUGUUAACGGACAAUGGCAGCUUCGCUAGGCGGCAUGUUCUCUGGGCAGCCACCGGGUCCUCCACCACCCCAGCCGGGACUCCCAGGCCAGGCUUCACUUCUUCAAGCAGCGCCAGGUGCUCCGAGACCUUCUAACAGUACUUUGGUGGAUGAGUUGGAGUCCUCUUUCGAGGCUUGUUUUGCUUCUCUGGUGAGUCAGGACUAUGUCAAUGGCACUGAUCAGGAAGAAAUUCGAACUGGUGUUGAUCAGUGUAUCCAGAAAUUUCUAGAUAUUGCGAGACAGACAGAAUGUUUUUUUCUACAAAAAAGAUUGCAGUUAUCUGUCCAGAAACCAGAGCAAGUUAUCAAAGAGGAUGUCUCUGAGCUAAGGAAUGAAUUACAGCGGAAAGAUGCGCUGGUCCAGAAGCACUUGACGAAGCUGAGGCACUGGCAGCAGGUGUUGGAGGACAUCAGUGUGCAGCACAAAAAGCCAGCCGACAUCCCUCAGGGGUCCCUGGCCUCUGGAACAGGCGUCGGCCACUAUCCCUGCACCUCUGAAGCCGACCUGAGGGAGGGUAUGCCAGAGUGCCGGCGGCCUUGGACAGCUUGCCACACAUUUCUCAAGGACAUGGGUGGCAUUUUGGAAGAACUCUUUGCCAGGGAAUGAGUUGAUUUUAGUUUUAUGCUCCCACCUAAAAUUUUACCACUAUUUUUAUAAGCUGUUUAGGUUUUGGAAUACUUUUUGAAAUGCUUGUGGCUGAGUAAAACAAGUGAAUAUGUCUUUUGCAAAGUUUAGACUGUUAGUAUAGUGAUAUGAUUGCUUUUUAUGGGUUUGUUUGGGGACUUUUUUGCUUAUUUAAUUUUUGUGUGACUUUCCAUUUCCUUGCAUGUGCUUCUAGUUGUCAGUUGACUUUGAGCUGAGGGAAAAGACAAUUAAGUAGUCUGAGAAUGGAGGAUGAGGAUUUUGCUUGGGGGUCCUUUAUGAUAAUUACCCCAUGAUGGUAGGGUAGACAAAUAAGUAAAUUUGUUGUGUGUCAAUAUUGAACUACCUCAAGAAGAGGAAUGUAGUUACACCAUGUUCAUCUUGUGCCCAGAACUUUCAGAACAAGGAGAUUGUAAAUAGGAGGAGGAGGAUUAAAACGUCCUGGGUUAGUGAAAUGAUGGCUGAUGCUGAUGUUUAUUUGGGGUAAGUUGAUACUUUGUGCGGUGUUUAUUUACUUCUUGAUGGGGCGGGAUGCCGUGGGUGCAGUGGCGUGCUGAGUUGUGUUACAUUCCGGGGUAACGAGGCAGUGUAAGUGACUGGGCAGACUCUUACCUCAGUGCUAUAGCAGUCGGAGCAUUACAGCUUACUCCAGUUGUCUCUGUUUUGAGUUAAUUGCUGUGUCAUUUUGUUUUGCAUUUUUGGAAGAGUGAUACUUUCCAUUAGGGAUGAUGAUCGCUAAUGGAUUUGAUUCCAGGGGACUGGGGUCUCUGAGUCCAGGUGGGCUGCAAGGUGGUCCUCCGCUACUUUACUUCCAUAAAGAGCUGUGGUGCCUCUGCAUUGGGGAGGCUCUGUUCUCUUGCCAGUUUUCAUAGGCCACCUCAGAUUGUCUGAAUUGCUCUUGAGAAAAACAGACUAGCAUUGUUCUGUCUCUUGUUGGGUGAGGUUUUCCUAAAUUUUAUGUAGUCUCUUAUUAAAUUACAUCUCUUUACCCAAACAAAGGUGUCACUGUCUUCUGAACAGGUAGCACAGCGUGUCUGUGGCCCAGUGUCCUGGGUCCCUUUAUUUUCUCCAGCCUUGAAGGUCCUGCUCACACACAUAACAUCCAGUCAUGUUCCUGGUUUGGGCUGGAUGCCACCUGCUCCCUGCAGCCUCCCAGUGCCCUUCCUGCUGUCCCCAGGGCAUAGGACUUACCUCUCCAUCUGGCCCUUACUUGGUUCUCCCUUGUGGGUUAGUGGCUUGUGUCUGUCUCUGCCCCUUCCUGCACUGUAUGCCCGUGAGCAUUAGGUAUUAUUUCCUUCAGUAUACAGGGACCAUAUGUUCUUUCUUCUAUACAUGGUACUUAGUUUUUGUUUGUAUUUGUGGUAUCUGGCAUACGGACGUAGGAUUACCAGCUUGAGACUAAGGAAUCCUUAAUUGGCAUGUAUAGGUUAAACAAAGCUUUGUAUUUAUUUAUUUUGAGACAAGGUCUCGCUCUGUUGCCUGGCUGGAAUGCAGUGGUAUCACUUCUUCACAGCUCCCUGCAGUCUCAGGCUGGGCUCAAGCCUCCUGCCUCAGUCUCCUAAGUAGCUGGGACCACACCCAACCAACCAAAGCUUUUAAAAGCUCACAUUAGGCUCAGUGGUUAGGGCAUGGGCCACAUGCACCGGGGCUGGUGGGUUUGAACCCAUCCAGGGCCUACUAAACAACCGUAACAACAAUAACAAAAAAAAUAGCCGGGCGUUGUGGUGGGCGCCUGUGGUCCCAGCUGCUCGGGAGGCUGAGGCAAGGGAAUUGCUUAAGCCCAAGUGUUUAAGGUUGCUGUGAGCUGUGACGCCACAGCUCUCUACCGAGUGUGACAUAGUGAGACUCUUUCUCAAAAAUGGAAUAGAAUAAAAUAGCUCACAUUAUAUGACCUCUGCGUUGUUAACCUGGUCAUCUUGUGGUGAGUAGAAACUCUUGACUGAUAGCUUUAGAUUUUUAAAUUUAAAACCUUAAGUAAACUGAGUUAAAGGCAUUCUUUCUAAGGAGUUCUUGGUGAAAAGAUUGGGAAGUGUUCUAUUUGGUGCUUAGUGAAAAUAUUUUGAAUUAAUGCUUGUACCAGUUAUUGCCAUUUUUUUAUUAAACUCAAAAUUUUGUCAAGUAAAUGUCAAGUUUUUUAUUUUGUCUGUUUGUAAACAUCUUGCUGGUUGAUGAACACAGAAAAUCCUCUACAGCUCCUGUCUUCAGGAGAAAAUCAGGAGCCAUCCUCUGGGGUUUCCCUGUGAGCCUGGGGGAUGCCCUCUGUUGAGUCACUGCCUAGAGUCACACCUGGGCUGGGAUAUGUCUUUGAGGAAAGAACCACCUGUAUGUAGUCUUUUUUAAAGCAUGAAAUAAAAAACAGUACAACAGUG
Messenger RNA from Nycticebus coucang (slow loris), 4143 nucleotides. It is a transcript of the gene MED28, whose product is annotated as mediator complex subunit 28. The record is from RefSeq and is a predicted model, not a curated record. Gene Ontology annotation, cellular component: mediator complex. NCBI's taxonomy places the organism in Eukaryota, Metazoa, Chordata, Mammalia, Primates, Lorisidae.